AUGCAGGAACCUAAACCUCACGUCUCGGUUCCCCGACAUGCCAGUGACGCGAAUGUCUUCAGCGGUAGAAUGGAAGACGAAGACAUAGGUGUUGAGAGAGCCAUGGGUUUGGAGCUCGAUAACGCAGGUUAUCUGCGUGGAUUGAGACUACACCUUGUUUCUCUGAGCACUUGCUUAUGUUUGUUCCUUGUGAACAGUGAAGUUACUGUCGUUGGUACCGCGCUGGUAUCAGUCGUGAAAGACCUCGAUGGAAUCAAUCAGAUGGGAUGGGUCAUCACAGGAUAUCUCAUUACAUACACCAGCAUGAUAAUAAUAUGGGCGAAACUCAGCGAUAUCUUCGGCCGUAAAUACACAGCCAUUGCAACCGUACUCGUCUUCACCGCAUUCUCUGGUGCAUGCGGCGCCGCGCAGACCAUGAAUCAGAUGAUCAUUAGUCGCGUUUUCCAAGGCAUCGGUGCUGCUGGGUGCUGGUCUGUUGCUCUGACUAUUGGAUAUGAGAUGGUCCCUAAACACCAACGUCCCAUCCAAGGAGCACAAUUUAUGACUGCUGGAGCGCUGGGCUCGCUCGCUGGACCUCUGAUUGGAGGAGGUACGAGCCAGAAUGGACAGUGGAGAUGGGCAUUUCUAUUCUGUGUCCCUCUCGGAGCUGCGACAAUCCUCCUUCUUCUGAUAGUAUUACCUGCCUCUUUCCCGUUCCAGGGUGAUCCUAAGUAUCAACACCCAACAUGGCGAGACCGAAUCGCCAGGCAUUCACUUGCUCGCCUUGAUGUCGCCGGCGCAUUCCUACUCCUCGGCGCAACAAUGCUCAUCGUUGCCGUGCUCCUCGAGGGUGGCCUCUCGAUAGCUUGGAGCAGUGGUCCCGCCAUUGCACUCUUCGUUGUGUCGGGAGUAAUGUGGAUUGCUUUUCUUGGGAACGAAUGGUUCUUUACCAAACAUGAGCGAACUCUGGAACCUAUCUUCCCCUGGCGUUUCCUGCAUAAUCGGCCUUGGAUGGGAACGCUGCUAUUUUCAUUCCUCUCUGGUAUUCCUUACAACAUUCUCAUCAUCAAUGUUCCGCAACGAUACCAAGAUGUAACCGGGACUUCUCCGCUAACCGCUGCAAUACGCCUGAUUCCCUUCAACAUCUUCAUAUCCUUCACAGGCUUCGUGGUAAAUGGAUUCAUUGCUAAAAAAGGUGUUGCUUGUGUAUGGAUCCUUCUUGUUGGGUCUAUACUACAAGUUGGCGGUCUAGCGUGGUUCUGCGUUCUCCCCGAAGACGGGACGAUCCCAUCAACAAUCUAUGGAGCGCAAGUCUUGACAGGUUUGGGAAUUGGUGCUGUAAUGGGCAUUACUCUGCUGAUGCCUCCGCUUGUGGUAGAGAAAAGGGAUACUGCUAUCUCCAGUGGUGCGCUCCUCCAAUUCCGCGCACUGGGCGGAGUUUUAGGCCUGUCCAUCACAACCACCGCGUUCAACAACUACCUAAAGACCCACUUAUCAAUUUUCGACAGUCUAUCUACGUCUGAUAUGCUGAAAGCCGUGCAAUCCGCACGUGACUUCUCGCCAGAUGUGCAGCAUCAGAUUGUUAUAGCGCUAGCGAAGGCAUACAACUUGCAGAUGAAGAUAUUGAUCGGAUUUUCUGCGCUGCAAAUCUUCGUUAUUCUGAUGAUCUGGAGAAAGGGCGAUCAGAUUCGGGUGGUUGAUGCCAGAAGGGUGAAAGCGGAGUCUUCGAGUGCAUCGAGUGCUUCUGAUACUUCGAUCGCUGCGAAUGUUGGCGCUGAAGCCGAAAAGACAGCUUGA
Messenger RNA from Cucurbitaria berberidis CBS 394.84, 1776 nucleotides. Its product is annotated as MFS general substrate transporter. NCBI's taxonomy places the organism in Eukaryota, Fungi, Ascomycota, Dothideomycetes, Pleosporales, Cucurbitariaceae. Gene Ontology annotation, biological process: transmembrane transport. The record is from RefSeq and is a predicted model, not a curated record. Gene Ontology annotation, molecular function: transmembrane transporter activity. Bases 1 to 1776 code for a protein of 591 amino acids. The transcript has 6 exons.